CGGUCAGUUGAGUAAGAACAGCCUAUAGCGAUCGUCUUGUGAUGAUCGAUAGAGCGGUAGGCUCGUCCGUUUCACGAAUUUAGAAUUAAAAACAAAAGAGGUAGUGAAAAAAAUCGCGUGGAGUGGUAUAAUCGAGUAGUUUACCACAGCUAAUUAUAAAAGAAGGCGUGGAUCGACAAUCCGACCAAUCGGACCGGUUCGAUCGUCCUCCGGCCUUCGCGUCAAUGCAGCUUGCACACGCGCCUACUACCAGUAGUUGAUAUUAACGGUCGCCACUCCAGUGCGAGAGCUCAGAUCGUUAAUCCUUUGCCCGGUGUGUUGUUUUUCCUCUCCAAACGCGCUAGGUUGCCUCAAGAGUCCUGUAUCAGACGCCACCCAAGACAGCUGUUUCGAGAAAGUACCCAAGACGCGGCUUCACUUCGCUUCUUCUUUUUUCUUCGAAUGAGCAAGAAGUUUCUCGACGUUUGGCUGUUGCUGCUGUUUAAAGCGUAGUUAAACUAAGCUCGUACUCGAGGCUGGCGCGUUGUGUCGCUUGACUGCCGAGACUUUGUUUUCUGUUUUCGCGCUCGAGAAAUCGUUUUUACCGGGAAGCUUGGCUUUAGACGUGAAAUAAAUUUUCCAUUAACGUCAACUUGCUUGAGAUGUCGAUAAACGCAAUAACAACGUCGCGUGAACGAUGGGACGUGCAAGCGUCGCUCAUCGCCAAACGGACUCACAAUCCGAUCAGAUCGAUCGUCGAAAAUAUUGUUGUCGAGCCAAAUCCAGACAAACCUAUGAUUGCUUUGUCUAUUGGUGAUCCUACAAUCUUCGGAAAUCUGAAACCGGCAAGAGAAGUUAUUGAAGCCGUAAAAGAAAGCCUCGAAUCUGAACUGUAUAAUGGUUACGCUCCAAGUACCGGUUACGAAGAGGCUAGACGCGCAGUUGCAGAGUAUAGCUCAGAUGAGAACGUUACAGUUGAUCCAAAAGAUGUAGUGCUCUGCAGCGGUUGCUCUUGCGCCUUAGACCUGUGCAUCACGGCCUUGGCGCGCGAGGGCCAGAACAUUCUCAUACCCCGUCCAGGCUUUGCCAUUUACCGAACGCUCGCCGAGGGAUUGGGCGUCUCCGUGCGCUCCUACAACCUUCGACCGGAGCUCGGUUGGGAAGUCGAUUUGGACGACCUGGAGACGCAAAUCGACGAAUCCACCGCGGCAAUUAUCAUCAACAAUCCCUCCAACCCUUGCGGUUCGGUCUUCAGUCGAGAUCACCUGCUCGAUAUACUCGACGUUGCCGCCAAGUAUUACGUUCCUAUUAUUGCCGACGAAAUUUACGAAUACAUGGUAUUUCCCGGGAGGACGUUCUACUCGUUAGCGUCUUUAUCCAGCCACGUUCCUAUUCUAUCCUGCAGCGGACUCACGAAGAGGUUUUUAGUACCAGGCUGGCGAAUGGGCUGGAUAAUCAUUCACGACCGCCAGGGUAUAUUAGAUAAGGAAAUCAGAAAAGCUUUGCAAUGCCUGAGCCAACGAAUAAUCGGCAGUAACACCAUUGUCCAAGGCGCUUUGCCGAAAAUCUUAAAAAAUACUCCGCAGAGGUACUUCGACAAUAUCCUCGUGACUUUGGACGCGCAUGCAACGCUCAGUUACAGCUACAUCUCGAAAAUUCCUGGAUUGGAGCCCAUCAAGCCGAACGGCGCCAUGUAUAUGAUGGUGCACAUCGAGUUGCCAAGCUUCCCAGAGUUCAAUAGCGAGCUCGAGUUCGUUAAGCGACUUUUGGCCGAGGAAUCUGUAUUCUGCUUACCUGGACAGUGCUUCGAUUAUCCAUCGUACAUGAGAUUGGUGAUCACCGUGCCGCAAGAAAUGCUGGAGGAGGCUUGUCUACGAAUUCAAGAAUUUUGCGCGAGGCAUCAUGUGAAGACCUAUUUUAAUGAAUCCCUCAAUACUAUUUCUUAUUGAAAAGUUUUUAUGAGCCGACAAGUCUUUAUGAGAAACAAUUGAUUUUGGUAUAUUAAAUCGUUUUAAAUUAUUAUCCGCAAAGAAAAUUUUACAUUAAUCGGCGAUUUUGUGGCAUUAUAUAGCAUUUACGAUCUACUAGUAAAAAGUAAGUUCGUGUAUAGUUCAUUGUGUAUAUAUUACGUUGCAAAACUCUUCGAUGAUUUUUUUGCUAAAUACAACAAAUAAGGGAUUCUCCUUGAUUCUAAAUAGUUUAUUAAGUGAAAUACAUAUAAAAGAAAUCAAGCCAUAUUUUAUUGUUUGAAUUUUCAAUUUUGUUCAUUAUACUCAAAUUAUCGAGUAAGUAAAACAGAUAUGCCUUGUUAUUUUGUACAAUAAUAAAUAUAUUGGUAAUGUACGUAAACAGGAAUGAAGUUAAUGACGUUCUUGCUGUAUCAUAAAAGUUUAUAUAACAUUUUUUCGAUUGCUACUUACCUAAUAGAGAUUGAAUAACAUUUUUGUGAUAAACUACGUAGAAUGAAUCACCGAGAGCAAAUCUCGAAGAUCACCAUUAUCUUGAUUUAAUAACAAUCGGAUACGGAGGUCGUGGACAUCAAUCAGUUUUCGAUAAAUAAAUUUCAACUAUUGUUUCAAUCUCUAUUAUUCAUUUACUUGGCUAAAAACAAGUUUUGAUGAAGUCUCAAUAAAUCGAAAAAUAAUAUAAAAAAUUGGAACUUCAAGUACGUACAUAUAUUUAUAAAGUCAACUAACUCGUACUUGAAAAUUGGUACAUAGUCGUUUUAUUUAACUUGUACGUGACUAAAUGAAAACAAACGAAAUGAU
Phymastichus coffea is the source of this 2747-nucleotide messenger RNA. It is a transcript of the gene Tat, whose product is annotated as tyrosine aminotransferase. The coding region runs from base 642 to 1928 and encodes 428 amino acids. The transcript has 11 exons. NCBI's taxonomy places the organism in Eukaryota, Metazoa, Arthropoda, Insecta, Hymenoptera, Eulophidae. The record is from RefSeq and is a predicted model, not a curated record. Gene Ontology annotation, molecular function: pyridoxal phosphate binding; L-tyrosine:2-oxoglutarate transaminase activity. Gene Ontology annotation, biological process: biosynthetic process; aromatic amino acid metabolic process.